Molecule: messenger RNA, 1286 nt
Organism: Aspergillus wentii DTO 134E9
Lineage: Eukaryota; Fungi; Ascomycota; Eurotiomycetes; Eurotiales; Aspergillaceae
Product: terpene synthase family protein
Exons: 4
Coding region: 22-981 (319 amino acids)
Source: RefSeq, a predicted model, not a curated record
GUGACUGUCAUACCCGCCAACAUGCUGUCCAAAAUGAACAUCACCUGGACCGACAUUGAUGCCUUUGAAGUCCCAGAGCACUUCAGCCGAUUCCCCGCGGGCAUUGCCAACAAUGCCGUGGAGGUGGAGGCCGCGAUCAACAAAGUCAUCGAUGCCUCUUGUUCCCCUGGCUCCAAGGAGUGGAAGAAGGCUAAGAUCCGCCAUUCGAAUCCGGACAACAAUCCGUUUGCCAUCUGCCACUGCACUGCUAUUCCGGAACGACUGGUUGUGCUUUCAUGCAUCAUCGAAGUGGCGUGGAUUAAUGACGAUGUCACCGAAGAACUCGAUCACAAGAAUGCUCUGUUCAAACACGACCUUCUGGAGCAGGCAAUGCAAUUCGAAAACCUCAUCAACGCUGAUAUCGGCCGCUUCAACGCUAGGGAGAUUCUGUUUGGUUUGCUCGUCCAGAAGGCGUGCGGAAUGGAUCCAGCCGCAGGACCCAGUGUGAUCAAGGUGCUGGCCAACUAUCUGCGAACGUUUGAUUCUAGCAAUGAGGACUUUCAGAACAUGGAGGAGUACAAUCCAUACAGAGUGGCUAACUGUGGAUACUGGAUAUCCUCUUUUUUCAUCCGGUGGGGAAUGGACAUGACGCUUACCGACGCUGAAUACGAGCAAAUCCGCGAGUUUGACUUUUCCAUGGGCAUCAUCCUCGGACUGACCAACGACUACUACAGCUGGGCUGUGGAAAAAGAUCAAGAGACCGAUCGAAUGCGGAAUGCAGUGCGGGUCUUAAUGAAGGAGCACAACAUCCCAGACACAGUGGCGAGAUCUCUGCUGCGGGGCAUCAUUGUGGAUGAAGAGGAAAAGGCGUUUCGCUUGAAGCAAAAGGCACUCAGCUCGUCCCCGUCAUCAGCCGUGGUGCAGUAUAUCGAUGCCAUUGAGCUGUACGUUGGGGGGAGUUGCUAUUGGCAUGCCACUGCCCCUCGAUACAGGACAGAGUAGAUCUUCUUGGCUUAAUUUAAUUUAUGUUCUACCAUGGCGGCAGAUGUCCAUUCUCCAAGGCUUACAGCGCAGAGUAGCACCCCGAAAGAUCGACGGACAAGUGUUGGCUCAUCGGUGGCGAUUGACUAAGAUAUUUAUGUACCUUGUGUCUUAGUCCUGCAGGCACGCAGGAGUAUCACGUCGAGUCUACCUUGCUGUGCCCAUCAAUGAGAUGAGAAGCAACCGCGUGUUGGGCAUUGCAUUAGCACUGGAAUUGAGAUGGAAAAAUCUGACACAAUAGCCGCCAGAAUCUGAGUAUAUCCGAC